This is a messenger RNA of Lithohypha guttulata, 1866 nucleotides long. RefSeq names its product Cdc7p-Dbf4p kinase complex regulatory subunit (gene DBF4). Bases 1 to 1866 code for a protein of 621 amino acids. The transcript is spliced from 3 exons. Gene Ontology annotation, molecular function: nucleic acid binding; zinc ion binding; protein serine/threonine kinase activator activity. Lineage: Eukaryota; Fungi; Ascomycota; Eurotiomycetes; Chaetothyriales; Trichomeriaceae. Gene Ontology annotation, cellular component: Dbf4-dependent protein kinase complex. Gene Ontology annotation, biological process: regulation of cell cycle phase transition; positive regulation of nuclear cell cycle DNA replication. The record is from RefSeq and is a predicted model, not a curated record.
AUGGCCACCAGCACCCGCAGACAGCCUUUGAUGUCCAUCCCAAAUGCCACCAAUUCUCCACAUCGAAGCCUGAACUUAAACAACUCUGGCUCGAAGAGAUCUCGUGCUUUGGCAAAUGUAUCACAGCAGGAGAACGAGCCGCCGACCAAACGCCAGGCUAUAGAAAAGUCGACGCGCGAGCCAGUACCCAUCACUCCUCGACGUCAUGAUCAGCAGGAUACAACAGGAGGACAGGUCUUUGAGCGUGGACACGAAAACACACAGAACAAUUUUCAGAAAAGGCUCGUCGCGGCAAGAGACAGGACUGCCACAUCUGCGAAAUCAACCAGGAGCAAUGUUGUCUCAUCCAAGGAAGUCGACUCGGUUCGGCAAUGGCAGAAGCAUUAUCGCAAGUUGUUCCCUGCCUUUCGCUUCUUCUUUGAUGCGGUCCCUGAUGAGCUAAAGACACGUCUCAUCAGACAGGCCGCUCACUUUGGAGCACGCGAGGAAACUUUCUUCUCCAAGAACGUCACUCACAUCAUUAGCACAAGGCAGGCACCUGAUGAAGAUGCUGUAGCAAAGGCUUUCGAAAACGGACACGGUACCAUCAAUCCGUCCAUGCUCGAGAUCAAAAAUGGCAGGUCGACUGUCAGGCGUGAGGUCAACACCAAUGACGUCCUUGUCCGAGGUGUUCAGAUGAAGAUGAAGAUUUGGCCACCUGAUAAGCUGCAGAAAAUCUUGUCUACAUUGCUGGAAGACACACCCGGACAAGAGUCCGUACCGCGCGUCAACAAGGCCACACGCGCUACAAAUGACCUGGUCCAGGUGCUAAAGAACGAGAAGCUUGCUGCCGCUGCGGAGAGAGAGCUAGCAGGGAUUCCAAGAGACCUAGUCACGUUUCGAGGACCCUUCCUGUACGUGCACGAUAUGGACGAAAAGGUCAAGCCCAUCAUGGUCAGAGAAUAUCCCAAGGUGGCUCGCAGACAAGACGGGGAGUGGCCUCAAUUUCGCUCUGCUAGCGUGGGUAAAUGUCCCUUCGUUGAAGACCCGACAAUGAGGAGGGAGGUCGAUCGCGUAAAAGCGCUACAAAAGGCACAGCAACUACAACAGCAGCAGCAGAGGGAAGCACAGCAAGCUGCAGCACGAGUCAAACCACUCUCUACACAACAGACCUUGGUCGAGCCGAAAAUGAACCCUCCUAGGAGAACAAGUCCCAGGAAAGUUCUUCGAGACGUGCCCAACAAUGUGAGCGUCACGCAGCAGCAGCCCACUAAACCACCACCACCUCAAGCACCAGAGCGGCAAUCGUCCUUUCCACCUAUGCCAGAGCAGCCCUCUAUGGAGUUUGUAAAACCAUCUCAGCUCGACCUGAUUCGCGAGCCAUCCGCUUCGGGAAUACAGAGAUCGGCCAUGACUUCAGCAAUUCAAUCACAAAUGAUUUCGUCUGCUGCAGCAACUGGAUUGAAGGCUUCGACCAGUAGGGAAGUCAAUGAGCUCAAACGCAAAGUUCUGGAAAGAACACAUACUGGUAGCUUAUCGGUUGGCUCGAUCUCUUCGCAGGUCGGCGCCUUCGCAGGGGCACUGAAGAGUGCUAGGCCGCCAGCACCGCAACGAGCUGCCAAAAGCAGGGCUCAGGAGAAGCUUGGUGGCAUACAGGAGGAAGAUCCCUGUGUCGAUGAUGCAGCAGCGGAACGAGCCGCGCGUGCCAAUGCUAAGAGGAAGAAGCCAACGAAGCGUGAACCUAAGCCUGGGUACUGUGAGAACUGUCACGACAAGUACGACGACUUUGAGGACCAUGUCAUCUCUCGAAAGCACCGAAAGUUCGCGACGACCCAAUCUAACUGGGAAGAACUUGACGCCUUAUUGGCGCAACUGCAAGGACCGUAA